Rubroshorea leprosula is the source of this 3353-nucleotide messenger RNA. The record is from the annotation of a GenBank genome assembly. Lineage: Eukaryota; Viridiplantae; Streptophyta; Magnoliopsida; Malvales; Dipterocarpaceae.
GAAGUUCUUUGGUUUGCUUUUCUUCACUAAGGUUGCUGAUCUUGGGUUAGUGUGGCUUUUGUUGCACUAAGAUUUGUUUACAUGGUAUCAGAGCCUAAGAGAUAAGCAAUUGCUCUGUGACAAGACCUCUUGCGAAGAAAUCAGCCGGUGUUCCAAAAUGGAUUCAAGUGGUCGAGUUGUUGGACUUGGUAUGGAAUUAUUGAACCAAUCCAAUUAUAAUGUAUGGAAGACUUGCAUGGAAUCUUAUCUUGUUGGUGAGGACCUUUGGGAUGUUGUUGGUGGUGAUGACAUUACGGCUCUAGAAAAUAAUGAAGAAAAUGCUAAGGCCUUUAAGCAAUGGAGGCAAAAGAAUGCUAAGGCAGAAUUUGCUUUGAAGAGGUCUAUUUCUCAUGGAAUGUUUGAGCACAUAAUUUGCUACAAAUCUGCCAAUGGAAUUUUGCAAACACUAGACAGGUUAUUCAACAAGAGAGAUGUGUCUCAACUACAGUUCUCGGAGAAUCAACUAGCUAAUGAUUGUCAACCUAUCUCUGAAGCUCGUAUGAAGCGGCAUAUUGUUCACGGGUUAAAGCCAGAGUACAUUGCUUAUGUCACCUCGCUUCAAGGGUGGGCUCAACAACCAUCCUUGGAAGAGUCUAAAAAUCUCUUGUCCUCACAAGAGUCUUUGGCCGAGCAAAUGGCAAGUUUAUCUAUGACUUAUCAAGAUGGUGGUGUUGACAAUAAAAAUGUCCAUGUAGCUAAGAAAAGGAAAAACUUCAACUCAAAAGAAAAGAAAGAUGGUGCAGAAUCUAGAGUUGGUGCCUCUAAUUCUUCAAAUUUCAAGAAGAAAAACUUUAGAUGUUAUCGGUGUGGUGGUGAUAAACAGGGUUCUUCUCAAAGCAAUGAAGAAGACUGGGGAAAGUGUUUCAUGGCCAGAAUUGCAUCCAAUCCUACUUUAAUUGAUUUUAAGAAUGAUUGGAUCAUAGAUUCUGGUUGUGGUCAUCAUGUGACUGGUGAUGCUUCCAAGUUCUCAAGUCUCCAUCUUUAUAAAGGCAAAGAUGCAAUUAUCAUAACUGACAACACGGUUCACUCUGUGGAAAAAGAGGGGACAAUUAUUCUCGGUGGAUGCAAGGAAAAUUUCAUUACACUCAAUAAUGUGUAUCAUGUCCCAGAAUUAAAAGCGGAUGUUGUUCAUGUUGGUAGAAGAAUUGAUGAUGUGUAUGUUUUAUCAACUUCAACAUCCUUUGUUGAGAAGCUAAGUGGCCAUGACAAUGCUUCUAUAAGGCAUGCUCAUCUUGGGCAUCUUAACAUGAAUAAAUUGAGAGUUAUGGCUCAUAGGCUUUCAUUUGAGAAGUCUUCUUCUAGAUUCACUUGGGUUUAUUUUGUGAAGGACAAAUCAGAAGUUUUCCUCAAAUUUCAAGAGUUCAAGGAAACUGUUGAACGAGCUCUUGGAAGGAAAAUCAAACAGCUUCGAACUGACAAUGGAGAAGGAAUGAAAUGUGUAGCUUAUGUGAUCAGCAGGGUGCCACUUAGUCCAACCAACAUGAAGUCUUCUUAUGAGUUGAUGUUUGGUGAGAAGCACAAUGUUAGGCGCUUCAAAAUUUUUGGCUCUAUCUAUUAUGUCCAUGUGCCAGAUUCUCAAAGAAAUAAGUUUGAUGCCGAGGCUAGAAAGUGUAUUUUUGUUGGCUACGAUGAACAAAAAAAGGGCUGGAAAUGCAGGGAUCCUAUCUCUCACAAAUUUGUUGUGUCAAGAAAUGUGGUUUUUGAUGAAAUUUCAUCCUACUAUGGUUCUACUAAGGAUUUGGAGCUUGAAGUUACAAGUUUGCCUUUCACAUCAAAUUCGAAUUCAUUUGCUUCACAAGAAAAGCAUGGUGAAAGGGGGAGCUCCAGUUCAAGUGCAAAUGGACCAUCUGAUGAUGAAAUUCCUUUGUGCUUUGAAAAGGCAACAGGUGUCAAAGUAUGGGAGGAUGCAAUGGAUGAGGAAAUGAAUGCACUAUUUAAAAAUGAAACUUGGGAUCUUGUUCCAAAACCCAAGGAUGUACAGCUUGUUUCUUGUAAAUGGGUGUACAAAAUUAAGCGUAAGGUUGAUGGGAGCAUAGACAGAUAUAAAGCAAGGCUGGUUGCUCAUGGAUUUUCUCAAAAGUAUGGAGAAGAUUAUGAAGAAACUUUUAGUCCUGUUGCCAAGAUGACUUCAGUUUGUACAAUAUUAGCUCUUGUAGCCUCUCAAAAUUGGAAGUUGUGGCAACUUGAUGUCAAAAAUGCUUUUCUAUAUGGAGAGCUUGAUAAAGACAUUUACAUGGAGCAACCACCAGGCUAUGUUGCAAAUUCUCAUCCAGACUUUGUUUGCAAACUCAAGAAAGCUCUUUAUGGGCUAAAGCAAGCGCCAAGGGCCUGGUAUGGAAAAAUUGCUCAAUAUUUGCAAUUUUGUGGUUAUCUUGCUUCAGAUUCUGAUCAUAGUUUAUUUGUAAAAAAGCAAUCUAGCUUGCAUGUUAUAGUUCUACUAUAUGUGGAUGACAUGAUAAUAAUAGGAAAUGAUGAAGAAGAAAUUGCAAGACUACAAGAAGAGCUCUCUAUUCGUUUUGAUAUGAAAAAUCUAGGAGAGCUAAAUCAUUUUCUCGAUUUAGAAGUUGAAAAUUUGGAAAAUGGAAUUUUUAUAACUCAAAGAAAUUAUGCAGAAAAACUUGUUGCAAAGUUUGGCUUGAAGGAAGGAAAAAAGCACUCUACUUCGCUUGACAUAAAUACCAAGCUAAGGCGUGAUGAAGGCUCCUUGUUGUCUAAUCCUCAACCUUAUCAUGCUCUUGUUGGAAAUUUGAUUUCUUUGACUAUAACAAGGCCAAAUAUUGCAUUUUCUGUUGGUCUUGUUAGUAGGUUCAUGCAAUCACCUCGAAAGCCACAUCUUGAGGCUGUGAAGAAGAUUUUGAAGUAUGUCAAUACCACCCUUGACAUGGGAUUGUUCUACAAGAAAGGAGCAAACUUUUCUCUACUUGGUUUCACAGAUGUUGAUUUUGGUGGAGCUUUGGAUAAUCGCAAAUCGACAUCUGGUUAUGUGUGGGACUGGCUCAUUGAGGAUCUUGAUUCUCCUAUUCAAGGUUCAACCAGCCUUUAUGGAGAUAAUCAAAGUGCUAUUAGGCUUGCCACCAAUCCAGUUUGUCAUGCAAGGACAAAACACAUUGAGGUGGAGCAUCAUUUCAUUAGAGAGAAGGUUCUGGAAGGAACCAUCAGUGCAUUGGAGGUGAAAAGUUAAGAUAAUGUUGUUGACAGAUUUACCAAGUCACUUUCCAAAAGCCCCUUUGAGAUGCUGCGUUCUCAACUUGGAAUUAUUUCUAGAAAAUCACUUUAAGGGGGAGUGUUAAAAUUAGUAAAGUAAUUAAUUUUCU